This is a messenger RNA of Diorhabda sublineata, 4501 nucleotides long. Its product is annotated as transmembrane protein 70 homolog, mitochondrial. Gene Ontology annotation, cellular component: mitochondrial membrane. Lineage: Eukaryota; Metazoa; Arthropoda; Insecta; Coleoptera; Chrysomelidae. The transcript is spliced from 3 exons. Gene Ontology annotation, biological process: mitochondrial proton-transporting ATP synthase complex assembly. The record is from RefSeq and is a predicted model, not a curated record. The coding region runs from base 46 to 705 and encodes 219 amino acids.
AUUACCGAAUGAUAUAAAAAAAGAAGAAGGUUAUUUGUUAUUAUAAUGACUUUAAAAGCUGUUUUACGUAUACUUUCUCCGGUAAAAAAGUGUGUUAAUCCCUCCAAAAACCUAUUUCUAUCGAGAUCGUUAAAUUUACGAUUAAAUAACGUUCAUCUACCGCCAUUUUCUUUACAUAACAGUCCACAAAUAAGAUAUGUUUCGACGCAAAACGAAAAAGACGUGAAACAAAUUUACUGGGGUAAUUUAACGCCACAAAUAAAAGCAGUGAAGAUUUUCUCGUUAUCUUCUAGUUUGGUGGGAGUAAUAUCCCAGCCUUUCUUAUAUAAGGAGAUAGCUUCGACGGGUAACGUGCCGGUUAUAGUAGCGGCUUAUACGGCUAUAGGAUUUUUUACAGUCGUUACCCCGAUAUUGUUACAUUUUAUAACCAAAAAAUACGUCACACAUUUGAAUUAUAAAAAAGAUACUGAUAGUUAUGUAGCGAAAACUGUUAAUUUCUUCUGCGUGACCAAAGAGACCGAAUUUACGCCCGAAGACGUAUUGGUACCAGACGUACCCGGUAUGUUUACCACUAUAAAAGUAAAGGGUAAACCCAUGUUCAUAGAUCCGAGGAUGUUCGAUUAUCCCGAACAUUACGCCAGGAUAAUGGGUUAUGACAAACCGUUGGAUUUAAAAUUGUAUCGAACGUCCGAAAAUAAAAAAUAAUUUUUUCCCUCGUUUUUUUUAUCGCCCCGUACAUCAAUUUAAUAAAAAACCACUUCGUUUUCCUCACCCUGUAUGUUAAUUUAAUAAAAAAACAAUGUCUACACACCCUGUAUAUUAAUUUAAUAAAAAAUCAAUUUUUACACACCUUGUAUGUAAAUUUAAUAAAAUCCGUUCUUUUUCCUCACCCUGUGCGUUAAUCUAAUGAAAAAUCAAUUUUUACAUACCCUGUAUGUUAAUUUAAUAAAAUCAGUUCUUUUUCUCGCCCUGUAUGUUAAUUUGAUAAAAUCAGUUCUUUUUUUUCACCCUGUAGUUAAUUUAAUAAAAACGCAAAUUUUACACACCCUGUAUAUUGAUUUAAUAACUUAUUUGUUCCUCGCCCUGUAUGUUACUUUAAUAAAAACGCAAUUUUUACACACUGUAUAUGAAUUUAUUGAAAACAGUCUUUUUUUUCUCGCCCUGUAUAUUAGUUUAAUAGUGACGUACUUAUUUUUACUACCCCAGUAUAAUGACUAAUAGAAACGCAAUUUUUUCUAACACUAUAUGUUGAUUAAUAAUAACGAAAUUAUAUUUUUUCCACCCUGUAUAUUAAUCAAUAAGAACCCACUUUCGCUUACCUCUACUAAGAUCGAACUUGUUUCUCCGCACCCUGUAUGUUGUUGUCCCUCACCCUAUAUGUAAAAUUUAAUACCAACGCAGUAAUUUUUUCUCACCCUGUAUAUUAAUAAGUAAUAAAACGCAAUCCAAUAUUUAUAUAUAUAUAUAUAUUUUUAUUGGUUUCGACUGUACCUGCCAGUUUAUUCGGCAUUACAAUUUCAACAUGGCACACUGUACAUUAAUAAUAAUCUGUAAAUAUAUAUAACUGUACAUAUAUAUCUAUAUAUAUAAUAAUAAUAAUUUGGUUGUUUACCAAUUUUUUUUUAUUUAAAGAUUCUCCAUGUAUAUAUAAUAACAUUCUGGAAGGUGAGUUUAUGUCGUCACGCUUCGCGCAAGGCACUUCGCUAAAUUAAAAUAACAGAAUUUGUCUUUUCAUCGUUGCAUUAGGGGGAUUCGAUCACUUUUUAUACGAAAAAUCGUGUCGUUUUUCAAAAUUCUUUGUAUUAUUUAAAUUACCAAUUUUUGGAAAACCCUGUAUUCAAUCAAAUUCGUUAGAGGAUAUAAAAAGGAAAUGACGUAAAAUCUUCUUCUUUUUUAUUACGUAUUUGACGUAUUUAAAUGCGGUCCCGUUCUUUCUACAACCAUGUCGAAUAUUAAUUGUAUUGUAUAUACGAGGGAGAAGGAAAAUAAAUUGAGGAGAGAAAUUUGGAACUAGAAUUUCUAUUAAAUAAUGUACGAGGGACAAUAAAAAGAUAAAAAAAAUGUCUAGGAAAUGAAUAACUGAGGAAAUUUUUACUAAAAUACGUUGAAUUAUAUACGAGGAUCGAUUGAAAAGCAACUGAACCGAACAAAAUACAAAAUUAGAGAAAAACUGAAAUUAGAAAUAGUUUCUUUAAUGAAAAAAUGAAAUGUAGGCUCUAAUAAGCUGCUUUAUGGAAAGAUUUUCAUUAAAUAUAAUACGAGGGAUGAUUAAUAUGAUGAAGAAACAAUCUGAAGAAGAAUUAAAACAAAAGAAAGCAAGAAAAAUGGAUAUAUUCAAAGUGAAAAUAGUUUUUUGGCAAAAGAAUAAAAUUUAGAAUUAAGUAAACUGCGUUUUCGAGAGAUUUUCAUGAAAUAAUGUACGAGGGGAAAAAAGAUAAAGAAACACUUGGUGAAGAAAAGCAGGAAAAUGGAUAUAUUCUAAGGGAAAGUUAUUUUUUGAUACAAAAACGAAAUGCACAUCGAAAUAAACUGCAUUUUUGAAAUAUUUUCUUUAGUUUAUAUACGAGGGAGGACAAAAAAAUAAAAAAACAGACUGUGAAGACAACAGAGCCAGAAAAAAUAGAAAUAUUCGAAACAAAAGUAGUUAUUUGACAAAAAAACGAAAUUUAAGAGUUGAAAUUGUACGAGGGAGGAUGAAAAAGUUGAAGAAAAAGUCUUGGGAAGAGAAGAAAGCAUAAAACAAUGAAAAUAUUUGACGGAAAAGUUGUUUUUUCAUAUAAAAACGGAAAUGAGCUGCAUAUUCGAAAGAUUUUCAUGGAAUAAUAUACGAGGGCGGGUUAAUAAAUCAACUGAAUCAAGGGAAAUUGAAAAAAAUUGUUAUAGUUGGUGGUAGGAGUAGAUAUUUUGUGAAAAAAGCUGAAUUUAGAUUAAAAUUAUCAAUAUUUUCGAAAGAUUCUGAUUAGAUAAUAUACGAGGGACGAUAAAAAAGCAAAUAAAUAAUCGGGAAAGGGGUAUGAAGUUUUUAAAGGAGUUAGAAGAAAUCUCUUGGGAUAAGGGAAAUAAAAAUCCGAAAAAACUGUAGGAAAACUACCGGAUGAAAGGAAAUGAACCGGAAAUAUGGCAAGUGGGGAAAAACUUGAUGUUUUUUCAUGAAAGAUUGAAUUUUUUAACAUUAAAUCGGAUUUUGGGCUAACGAUUUUUUACAAAAAUUUAAUACUAUAAGAAAGAAAUUUGGAUUUUUGCUUAAAUUUCAAUUUAUUUAUGACAAAUUUCGUUUUUUGUGAAUAAUUUGAUUGUUUUAUAAAAGAUUUGGAUUUGCUGCGAAAAAUUUGAUUUUUAUUAGAAAAAAUUUGGAAUUUUCAGCUAAAAAUUUGAUUAUUUUAUGAAAUAUUUGAAUUUUGCCGCCAAAAAUUCGAUUUUUUAAAAAAAAAUAGGAUUUCUGACUGAAAUUUUGGUGUUUUUUUUGGAAGAUUUCGAAUAUUUCCGCCAAAAUUUUGAUUUCUUUAGAAAAAACUUUGGAUUUUACUGCGAAAAAUUUAGUUUUUCCAAGAAAAGUUAAGGUUUUUAGCAAAAAUUUGAAUAUUUUCUGAAAUAUUUGGAUUUUGUCGUCAAAAUUUUGACUCCUUUUGGAAAAAAUUUAGAUUUUCGACUUUUUUAAUGUUUUUUUGAAAGAUUUCGGAUAUUUUCGCCAAAAUUUUGAUGUCUUUGUGACAAAUUUCGAUUUUUUGUGGAAAAUAUCAUUGUUUCAUGAAAUAUUUGGAUUUUUGGCCAAAAAUUCGAAUUUUUCCAAGAAAAAAUUGGAUUUUUGACAAAAAAUUUUUAGAUUUCUAACCACAACCUUUAAUUUUCAACAAAAAAAAUUUGGAAAAAGUGAGAAUAUCCAAAAAUAUGUCGCGGGAAACGUAAAAGCAGCGAUUCCCACCAUUCAAUUAUAUACAGGGCUAUCGAAAAAUCAAAUUCCGUCGAACGUCGAACCCCCCUUGGAACAAAAACAAAACAUCUCGAACGAUAUUCGAAUCGAUGACUUCACGCGAUUACUCAUUAUCACAUUCAAUUUUAUUGCACUCGAUCAACAUUUUCCGAUAAAACGAUUCGAAAAUCGCCCAAAAUUCCGAUUAAAAAAUUCCCCGUACCCCCCUCCCCCCUCCCUACUAAAAAGACAUGGAAGGAAGAGUAACCACGUUCCACAUUUAUAUUUUACUGUAUCACAGCCGAGAGGAUUUACAUGGAAAAUAUUUUAAAUGUCAAUAAAAUCCGGGCGAAGCUACGGUUUCUAGUGUCAUUAAAACAAAAAACAAAUUUUCGUACCACCCCCCGUAACUAAUUGGACCAUUUCGAACUGAAACCGAUCCUGCAGCGCCAAUAAAAGAAGUUUACGUAAAACCCCCGUAAGUAAUCGAAAUAAUCGAGUCGUUAGAAGACUUUUUCGUACAACCCCGGUAUGUAUCGGAACGAUAUUCGAACUGAAAUCGAUCCUGGAACGUCAAUAAAAAGCAGUUUA